CUUUUCUUUGUAUAUCCAUUUGGGCACACCGUGUAAUAUUGCACGUGUCUAUGUAUGGCACAUAUUGUCAUUCCGACGAAUAUUUUUCGUGAACUAGAACCCCAAAAAGUGAAGACCUUUGUAUUAUUCACAGAUCAAAAAGUAAAGUAGUAUUUGAUAGAGGCAUUGAACGCUGGAGUAAAGAAAGGUGAAAACCAAAUUGUAAAAAACAGCAAAUUUGAAUUCACAAUAUCAAGAUUAUCUAUCAUACAAGUCAUGUGAUUUUGUGACCCACUUUUAUUUCAAUCGGCUUUGAAAGGAACUUAGAUCGCCUUUUGAAGUGGAUUUCUAAGUUGAUUCUUUCAAUUAUGAUUUACAUUCUUGCCUUAAUUGCAAUUUUUGUGUAUUCUGGGUAUGCUGCCCCACAGAAUUUAUUUUUUGGUGCUUCAAAAUGCGGAUAUAGCAGCUGUAAUGCAGUGAAACAUGGGAUGAUCAAUGUUCAUUUAGUUCCUCAUACUCAUGAUGAUGUUGGUUGGUUAAAAACAGUAGAUCAAUAUUACUAUGGUGAUAAAAAUGAUAUUCAGAUAGCUGGAGUACAAUAUAUAUUAGAUUCAGUUAUACCAGAGUUGAUAAAUGAUCCUAAUAAAAGAUUUAUAUAUGUUGAAAUUGCCUUUUUCGCCCGCUGGUGGAGAGAGCAAUCAGAUAGCAUGAGACAUGCUGUUAAAGGUCUGGUAAAUGAAGGUAGACUAGAGUUUAUACUAGGUGGUUGGUGUAUGAAUGAUGAAGCAGCCACACAUUAUAAUGCUAUCAUUGAUCAACAUACUAUUGGAUUUGAAUUUUUACGUCAAAAUUUUAAGGAAUGUGGUAGACCUCGUGUAGCAUGGCAAAUUGAUCCAUUUGGCCAUUCUAGAGAAUUAGCAUCUCUAUUUGCUCAGAUGGGAUUUGAUGGUUUAUUUUUUGGUAGACUUGAUUAUCAAGAUAAAGAUAAUAGAUUAAACAAGAAAACUAUGGAAAUGAUUUGGAAAGGAAGUCCCAAAAAUCUUGGUUCUAGAUCUGAAUUAUUUACUGGUGCCCUCUAUAGUGGUUAUGGACCACCAUCUGGUUUUUGCUGGGAUACAAUUUGUGGUGAUUCACCUAUUAUGUUAUCAUCUUCCUUUAUGUUUCAGGCAAAACAUUACCAAACCAAACAUCUUAUCUGGACCAUGGGGUCUGAUUUUCAGUACAGUAAUGCUCAUACUUGGUAUAAAAAUCUAGAUAAACUUAUUAAAUAUGCUAAUGCUAUGCAAAGUAAUGGUAGUAAAGUAAAUCUGUUAUAUUCAACACCAUCAUGUUAUUUAGACCAACUUAAUAAAGCAGGUUUAAAAUGGACGACAAAAGAAGAUGAUUUCUUCCCUUAUGCUUCUAGAGGCCAUGGUUUCUGGACUGGUUAUUUCACCAGCAGAGCUACUUUAAAAUAUUAUGUUAGAAGAACCAAUAAUUUUCUACAAGUAACAAAACAAAUGGAUGCUCUAGCUUUAUUAGAGGACACUGACAACAGUACUUAUAAUAUAGUUAUUUUACGAGAAGCAAUGGGUGUUGCUCAACAUCAUGAUGCUGUGUCAGGUACAGAAAAGCAAGCUGUAGCCUAUGAUUAUGCUGAAAGAUUGGCUAAUGGUGUCAAUGAAUGUCAGAAAGUUGUAAAUGAUGCUUAUGGUAAAUUGAUGCCAUUAAAAACAGUAAAACCACCUGGUCAUUCCUUCUGUACAUUAUUAAACAUUAGUAGCUGUGCUUUUACAGAACAAAAUAAAAUGUUCCAGUUACAUAUUUAUAAUCCUAUAGCUAGAUCAGUGAUCUAUUAUGUCAGAUUACCAGUGGUAGGUUCUGAAUAUAAUGUAGUUGGUCCUGAUGGUAAACCUAUUCAGAAUCAGAUAGUACCUAUAGCCUCAGACACUAUGAGAAUACCAGAAAGAAAAGGAUCUUUAGCAAAACACGAACUGGUGUUUAAUACCACACUACAACCUCUUGGUUUUACUACAUAUUUUAUACAGAUGACUUCUGCCAAAAAAACUAAAACAUUGGAAACAACUAAAGUUAAACAAUUAACUGGUACAGAAGAUACUGUACUAUCUAAUAAGUAUAUUUCCUUGACAUUUGAUGGUAGUAGUGGAUUAUUAUCCAAGAUGGAGAAUUUAGAGAAGAAGAUUAGUAUUAAGUUAAAUCAACAGUUAGGUUAUUAUAUUGGUCAUGAUGGUAAUAACAGUAAAGAUGAGUUUGUAGCAUCCGGUGCCUAUAUAUUCCGUCCUAGCUCUAACAAUGUUCAUAUGUUUGAUAAACCACAGCUUAAGUUAAAGAAUUACAUUAAACAGGGAGAAAUAGUUCAAGAAUUAACUCAAUCAUUUAGUUCGUGGGCCACUGAAAGUUUCAUUCUGUAUGAAAAUGCUAAAUGGGCAGAAAUUCAGUGGACUGUUGGACCUAUACCUAUUAAUGAUAAAAAGGGUAAAGAAGUAAUUAGUCAAUAUACAACAGAUUUACAAACUGAUAGUCUUUUUUAUACUGAUGCUAAUGGUAGAGAAAUAUUACAAAGAAAACGUGACUAUCGCAGUACAUGGACAUUAAAUCAAUCUGAACCUAUAGCUGGUAAUUAUUAUCCUGUUAAUAGUAGAACAUAUAUGCAGGAUACUGAUAAAGAUAUAAGGUUUUCAGUAUUAACUGAUAGAUCACAAGGUGGUAGUAGUAUCAAAGAUGGACAAUUAGAAAUUAUGGUUCAUCGUAGAUUAUUACAUGAUGAUGCUUUAGGAGUUGGUGAACCACUCAAUGAAACUGGUUCUGAUGGUAAAGGUCUUGUAGUAAGAGGUAGCCAUUUUAUAUUCCUUGAUACUAUAAAAGAAUCAGCAGCUGUACAAAGACCCUUUGCUGAAGAAUUGUUUAUGGCUCCACAAUUAUCCUUCACUAAUGCCCAGAUGAAAUACAGUGACUGGAGUAAACAAUAUAGAACCAUGUGGUCAGGAGUAAAGAAAACAUUACCACCUAAUAUUCAUUUAUUAACAUUAGAACAAUUUGCUGGUACUGGACCUGUUCCUUCACAAGAUCAGCCAUUCUUACUACGACUAGAACAUAUGUUUGAGGUUGAUGAAGAUGUAGAUUUAUCCAAACCAGUUAAUGUCACUUUACAGGAUUUAUUUACAACAUUUGAAAUUACUAGUGCUACUGAGUUAACAUUAGGAGCUAAUUUACCACUUAAUCAGCUUGAGAGAUUAAAAUGGAUGUCAGAAGAUAGUAAAACAACUCCAAUUAAUGAAUCCAGAAUAAAAUAUGAACCAUUAAAACUUGGAGAUGACCUGACAGUUACACUCAAUCCAAUGCAGAUCAGAACAUUCCAAAUACAGAUCAAGUCAAGACAGUAAUAUAUGGACUGUGGUUGUGAAUAAAUAUAUAGCUCAUAUAAAUACUUUGAAUCAUGUGAAUGUCAUUUUAAAAAUUAUUGGAAAUAUUAUUAAAGUAUCUUUUAAUAUGUGAAUUCAAUUGUUUCUCUAUGGAAUUUGUUUUUGUUAUUUAGUUAAUUUGGUCCUGAGAAUGAAUACAUAUUACAUUUUGUAGUUAAUAGAAAUUAACUACCUGUAUCCUUAGAUUCGCCAAACUGCUGCUUAAUGUUUCAUUGCUUACAAUAGACUUGUAGAUUAUAGAUAGAUGUAUAUUUGUUUGUCCAUACUACCAGCAAUAAAUUAAUUUCUUAAAAACUAG
Molecule: messenger RNA, 3699 nt
Organism: Lottia gigantea (owl limpet)
Lineage: Eukaryota; Metazoa; Mollusca; Gastropoda; Lottiidae
Exons: 25
Coding region: 348-3362 (1004 amino acids)
Biological process (GO): mannose metabolic process
Cellular component (GO): lysosome
Molecular function (GO): alpha-mannosidase activity; carbohydrate binding
Source: RefSeq, a predicted model, not a curated record